GGAAAUAGCGGAGACGGACGUUGCAGUGCAUAAAUCACUAGAAAUUUCUUCUGUGACUUUCUUUUCUAACUACUUUUACGAAAUAAUUUCGACGACUCAAGAAAUUUAGUUGUUUUCUGGUUCAUUGGACGCUGUAUUACGUGGGAUUUUUAUGUGAACAACAGAGUGUUCUCAUCUGGCAUUGUUGGGACAUACGAUUUAUUCUCUCCCACAGUUUCGAUUUGAAACCAAAGCCUCUUGAUUUUUCCUGAGGGUACAGAUCACAGAAAAAGUUUAUUUACUAAAGACGAUCACUUUUUGUGGUGGAUUUGUUCAAAAUGGAGAUUUAUUGGGUUAUCAAAGCUUCCUUAGAGCUCAUUUUUGUGAUGGCGAGUAUGGUUGUGAUGUCUUCCGGUAAGUCUGAUAAUUUAUCAGUUACGUUUGUUGGCUCAACACCUCACGUCAGGAUUUCUGUUGUACCCAAGUUUGAUAUUCAUAUGAUGUUCGUGUCUGCCUCAUUUACAGGAGUAAGUAAGCUUGAAGCCCUAUUUUUCAAAUACGUUGAAAGGACGCUUAAUUGAUAACCACAAGACAGUUAGCAUCGAACUCGUUUCAUAUGGUAAAAAUAAACACAUACAUGUAUGUUUAAGCUUACUUGAACAGAACGUCAAUAAUGUUCAUGUUGCAUACAACUGCAUCUCCUUUAGGUAUAUAGUAUAAAAUCGAAAAGCAGCUCUCCGAUCACAAAAUUGGAUUACAAAAGUUCAUGUAAUAUAUGAAAUAUCAUGAUCACAAAUAUAUCGAAUAUGGCAUAUCAUGUAGCAUGUUGUCGACGUGUUUCUGUCACUACUCAAGGAAUCACCAAGAACGAUGUUUAGUAGAUUUGUUGAAAAUGAUGUUCAAGUCUGUAGAAAGAUUGACUCAUAGUAAAGUUUACAUGUACAUGAAACUUUGGAAAUGUAUUCCAUUUACAAUAUGACGUAUGCGUUAAAAUGCGGAAUGCACCUAGUCGCUUACUGCUGCAAAAAAUGUGAUGAAAUAUGUUACGAAUUGAGCCAUUGUGCCGCUAAACUUACUAUGCUUGUACAAGUAUCAACCAAACUUCAGGAUGAUGCUUUACCUCUAUGUCAACUAGUUGUUGGUUUUAAAUCAAGUCACCAAGAUUUAUCCUAGGUUGUCAAAAGGUUUUCGGGUAUAAAUAAAACUGUGAUACAAAGUAGGCAGAAUAAUGUCAUGCUUCCAUGCUGAAAAUUGAAUCUCAAGAAUUUGGAAGAGCUGGUGUAUUUUUCAGAGUAGAAGGUGAAAAUUUAUUGUGCUGGUUGCAAGGCCUGUUGCUUGCCUACUUUGACAACCUUAUAUAUUCUGUAAUCAGAUAUUAGUCUUGACUGAAAGUGCUUGAGAAAUCAGUUUCUAUUAAUAAUGCUGUACUCAAGUCCCUCAUUGCAAUAUUUUUACCAAUCACUUUCAGAGGCUGGAGAUUUACCAGCACUACAGCACAUGUACAUGUAACUGUAUAAUGUAAACAAAAAUACUAAUGACUCAGACCUUGAACAAAUUAUUGUUGUUAAGUUGAGCUUUCAACAUGCCAUUUGAUGUGACUAAACUUUAAUGAUAUUUCCAACUUUCAAUUUGCUACCACUCAAUUAGAAAAUUACUCCAUAUUUCUGUGAGUGAAGCUCGAUUCCUAGCUUUGUGGGUAUUCACUUUAUUAAAAUAACAAAGGGAAAACUCCAAGUUUUUUAUAUUGUUCUAAUCUAGAAGUAAUGCACUGAAAAGUUUCAUUGCUGGCAUGACAAAUGCCGUCCAUCAAGUAUGGGAAACCAUGAAAGUGCCCAAUAAAUAAUCCUUAAAGUGGGGUUGUGGAGAAGAGUGAAGUAAAUCUGUUUCAGGGGUCUAUUUGCUAUAUCAGGAGUUCAAUCCAUUUCCAAGACCAAACAGGUGCUUGUAAAUCUGUGGGUUCAAAGUAGAAGUUAAGGAAUUGUUGAAAUUCAUCUCUUUCUGGUAAAGUUACAUGUAGCCUGAUUAUCAAAUUCUAACUUGUAACUCAGGAAUCAACCUCUAAAUUCACAAUGCUUUGCAUUUAUUAGCUGAUCUUAUCAUGAAAAUAUUUUCCAAUCAGUUCUUCUGACAUGCAUUUUACGAACUUUUGAACAAUCCCAUCUCAUGCUUAAGCGAUGUUUUGCUAUACAUUGUUCACAACUGAGAAUGUACAGAGGAAGGACCUAAGACCUAACUGUCACCUUUAUUUGAUUUGGUUAUGUUUCUCUCUGUCAAUUUCAGCAAAUUGCCCAGAUCCUGGCUUUCCUGCUCAUGGCAAUAGAACUGUACAUGUAUCUCCUGCGAGACGUCCAAUGGAUGACGGAACCGUCAUUAGUUUCUCAUGUGAUCCUAACUAUACUCUCAGGGGAGCCAAAAAGAUCAUAUGCAUGAAAGGACGUUGGAAUGGGAAAAAACCAAUAUGCAAGGCAUCAGGUAUGUAUCACCGUUUCCUAAAAAUUUGUUGACUUUGAACAAAACAGAGUCUCGUACGUGAACAUGUACAUAAAAACCUCAGAUUUUAGUUGGGAGACCAGUGAAAGGACAAGGUAUUUCAAUACUUUGUACUGUAGGAUGCAACUGGUGAAUCUUGUCUUUUGUUCAAAAGUUUUUGAUGUGUCCAUCUUGUGUAUGAUGGGGUUCUCUGGGAUAAAUGCUAGCAGUCACAACUUGGAAGUUAAGAAUCUGUAGGGUUGAAUCAUAAGAAGUUGCAGCAUGCAGAUAAUAAUCAUAGAUGCUCGUUCAUUGCUAAUUUUCUUCUGCUUCUGAAGAUAGGAGCUACAUUGUAAGACUAUGAGAUUAGUGUAACAUUCAUGUAAUGAGCUUAAUAAAGAUGGAAGUGACUUCUGAUGCAAAGUCUUCUGACUACCACUCCCCUGUGUCUCUAGGGAAUACAACACAAUUUUUGAGGAGAAUGUAGCAUUUAUCAGGAUUCACUUUAUUCAUGCAUUCAUUAAAUUUCAAUAUGAUACUAAUUCAAAAUAUGACAGUAAUAAUUUUUGUAAUCAGUAAUAAUUAUUGUAAUGAUAAUAAGCUUUAUUUGUGGAGGGGAACACCUGAUAGUACUAGAAACACUGAUUAAAGCUAGGCCCUUCUUGAAUAUUCUGUUACCAAUGAUCUGAAUCAAAAGGAACACGAUUAAAAAUCUUAACUGAAAGGAGGAAAACUAGUUACCUUUUUACAAGUAUGGUGAAGGAGUUAAACUUAUGGCUAGCAAGAAAAAAAUGGUCAUUCAGAGCGGGAUUCAAAUCCAGGACUUCCCCAUUGUUGGUGCCUCCUUAAAAAUUUCCCUUAACUCCCAGAAGUGAUUCACAUGAAACUUCUCUCUGUGAUGUCCAUAUGUUAUCAAGCUAACUAGUAAUGAGAAUACUCAAACUUAUCUGGUAGAAAUUGUGAUCUUGAUCUAACAUCAAAUUCUCAUAACUAAUUUACAAAGCAAUUUGUAGCAGCAAGAGGGGAGAAUUAAAAUUCAGAUUUUGGGAGCUAGAGGGUUAACCCUUUACACGCUAGUAUCAGUAUACAGUUUGGAGGAUAUUUUCUUCAUACUGUUCUCCAUAUAUUUCCUGAGGUGCCCUGAAGGAGAUUUAAUUUUUCAAUCAAGAGCUUCUCUUAUUGGUGAUCAUUCCCUUAUAUUCUCAUGACCUUAAUGUGUGUUUCAGGGGUGAUAUUGUAAGGAGAAAUUAGAAGCUAAUCACUCCAAGGUUUCAAAGAAUUGAUGGUUACAUUGUGCUGUUACUUUUCGCAGGUUGUUCUCUACCACCACCCUAUUUUCCCAAUGCACAUCAGAAAAGUCAGUUGCCACAAAACACUAUAGGGAGUUAUGUAGAAUAUGAAUGUAUUAAAGGCUAUACUUCUGAAGGAAGAUCAACAAAGAUCCUGUGCGAUAAGGACCAUGAUUCGCAAGGGUAUUUCUGGAAUGGUAACAUCACUUGUGAAAGUAAGUGUUGUAAUUGUUAUUGCUCCUACAUGUAACAUAAUUAGUAGUUCCCUGGUAUUCAUAUAAAUUUAUGUAUUUAGAACUGAAGGUCCAAUUGAGUGAAGAAAGUAUUUUGGUGUAUUAAACAAAAUUAUCCUGAUUUGAACAAAAUAGCCAUGCUAAAGUCAUAGAAAAUAUAGAUGUGCUUGAAAGGGUGAUAAUCCACAUCUCAAUUGACACCUAAGGUAUAGCUUUUAAUAUUGUCUAUGAUAAGAUUAUUAUAUUCUUACAAUAGUGUACUUCUAUGAGUUUUUCUUUUCAUUAAUGACAAUGUAUAGUAUGUAAGAAUUUGAUACUGUAAAAUAUUUAAUACUUGUAUUGUAUAUUAUGCAAAAAUUUGAUACUGUAAAAUAUUUAAUACCUAUAAAGAGCCAAUGGAUUUUUUAGUAGAAGUGGCAUUAUUAUUAUUAUUAUUAUUAUUAUUAUAAUUAUAAUUAUGAUCUCUUCUAUCACAGUCUUUGCUGGUGCUCUAUUUGUGCAUCAGCUAGGCACAAACCAUGCACACAGCGCAUCAGUCACUCAAGUCAAUCAUUCUGUUCAUACGCUAAGCACCUCCCUGAGGAUUCGUACUGAUCCCGGCAUGCAGAUCCUAUUAUUAUUAUUAUUAUUAUUAUUAUUAUUAUUAUUACUAUCAUUAUAUCAUUAUCAUUAAUAUGUCAACCUUCCCAAGAGACAAAGCUUUUGUCUUUUUCUACUUUCAUAAUAUUUUUUUUUGCUCUGUACACGAACAAUUUAUGAGGGUACUUUGUACUGCAGUGACCUAACUCCAUGAACAGAAAUAAAUGCACAAAAGAAUAAGUGAUCAGUUUUGAUAUACAAAAAUAAUUUAAAACAAUGAUUAAUUUUGCUCAAUACAUUCCACUCUGAAAUGCAUUUUAACCCUUUAGCUCUCAAGAUCUUAUUAUUCAUAAUUUUUCCUUCUAGCUGUUACAGAUUUUCUUGUAAACUAGUUACUAGAACUUGGUGUUAGAUCAAGAUAAUAACUUCUACUGAAUAAGUUUGAGUAUUCUCAUGACCUGUUUGCUGGAUAUACACUGUAGUAUGGAUUUUAUUGAGAGAAGUUACAUGUUAAGUCACUCUUGGGAGCUAAAGGAUUUAAAAUGAUCCAAAUGAAUAAUAAAGAUGACAUUUUCUAAAUGGUACUUAUCUACAUGUAUGUGUUUGUGCCUUCCAAAUGGAGACAUAUUAUUCUUUUAAAUCCAAAGAAAUAAGUCUAGGAACUUAAAUUGUGCAAGUGUAAAGAAGCAACUAUUAGUUGUGUUAGGCCAAAAUUUUGUCAUUCUUUCUUAAAGAGAUGAGUUCACAACAAAAUUCAAAAUUCUUACCUCACAGCUAAUUUUCCACAGAACGGAACUAAAAUACAAUGGUACUCAGCUGGUUACCAGUCGAGACAACUAGCAAACAUCCUCAGAUAUAUUUAAUGGUGCUACAGUAUAUUUAUUACAGAUUUGUCUGUAUCUUUUACUAAUUUAUUUAUUUUUUAUAUAUAUUCAUCAGAAAUAAGAUGUGGUCCUCCUCCAAGGAUAGCCCACGGCAACGUUACCACUGGCCCCAAUUCGGAUGGCACCCGAACAUAUGCAACAUACCAUUGUUUUUCUGGCUAUGUGAUGCUGGACUUAAACGAUAAGCCAAUACCGCCAACACCACCAUUUUUAAUGUCGUGUGGUGAAGGACGACCUUGGCCAAAGAUUCGCACCCCUAAAUGCGGUAAAUAUGUUAUUUAGAUCAUGGAAUUGCAAAGCUUUGAAGGCCACAGGCAAUAUAUGUACACUGGACAUGGUACAAUGUGUUUGAAUUUUUUCCCCAGAGAGUGACUGAAAUAGGUCUCAAUGUGUCUGUCUAUCCGAGGGUCUGUUUGUUUAUAUAUCUCUGUUUGGCUGAUUUUAUUGAUCAAUCAUUUAUUUCUUUAUAUGUAGUUAUUUGUCUCUUAUGUUUAUAUCUCACAAUGUAGUUAUUUGUUUAGUAUCUUAGCAUCCAAAUAUUUCCCAAGAUAGAAGACUAUGAUUGGAAUUUUUCAUGCAAACCUGACUCCAUUGACCAAUCAAAAUUGAUAGCUUUAGUUUUAGUUUUAAUGUGGAAGAUUUCAAUCUCCUGGAAAACUUUGCCAAUUUGUGGGAGUUUGCUCGCAAUGGGAAGACAUUCCUUUUGGGAACGGUGGAAACACUCCUCGUUACUUCAUGCAGAGGGAUAGAAGUUUGGCAGAACUGGGCCAGUAGAGCAAACUUGGAACACUUGCUGUGUAAAGUUUAUGAUUGUGAACUGGAUGUAACACAUUUGUUUCUCUUCUUCUUCUCCCUUAGUGAAAACCUGCCCCACAUCAGAUGUAAAAAUUGACCAUGGUGGUAUCCAAAGUGAACCCCGCUAUACUACUACUGAACAAAAAAUUUUCACUGAAAAUGAGACUGCAACAUUUUUGUGUGAACAUCAUUACAAGCUGGAAGGAAAUCGGAAGCUGAAAUGUAUGAAAUCUGGACUCUGGUCUGAUAAGGCUCCUCGUUGUGGUAUGUUAAAAAAACAAAUAUGUAUUUGAUUAUUUUAUGAAGUACUUUGAUAGUGAAUAUAUGAAAAUCAUAUAUGUGAAAUGCAAAUUAAGAAAUGAGUAUGAAAGCGAUCCGCGCAGUUAUGAACACUACCUAAGCAGUAUUGAAAGUAAGGGCUGAAGAAAAUUUAGGCGUGUAGGCGAUUUUUUUCAGGCUUUAUUUUCACAUUUUCACUACUGCUUAAGUAGUGUUCAUUACUUCAAAAAUCGCUUUCAUAUUUAUUGAUAACGACUUUGUCAAGUAGCAGGGCCUGGGUAUUCUAGUUUUGUUUUUGUUUCUUUGUUUGUCUUCCGUUUUGCUUUUGUUGUUUCUACUCUUUUCGUUAUUUUCAAGAUGUUUAUAUAAAUGUAUAUAUUUAAAUGUUUUCUUUUUUUAAUUUUAUCAUUUUUUUUAAAUUUUAUAAUUUGUAUGCACGUCACCCUAUUCUCUUUGCGUUUCCUUUAGUAUUUUUGAAAAAAUUAACAGCUUAUUUAAUUGUUUAUCAUUUCUCUUAAUAUCAUGACCACCUUCUUUGCUUUGUCAGCUGUGUUGCUGUAAGGAUGAAAUGGGUGCUGGUUACUAUUAUGGGUUAAAAAAAAUUUGCAUGUACAUUUAUAACCUUCUUAACAACAUCCGUACAUAAAAGCGUUUACGGUUGAAUGUCGUAGAGAUGAAACAAAACAAAGUAAUUACAUUUGCUAAUUACAGCAAAGGAAGAUGCCGCAAAAAACCUAUGAAAAGUGAAAGUAAAAAAUACAAAAGCGCGGGAACACGCCGCGAGUGACCAAGGCGAGAUAGUUUAGCUUUGAAUCUAAUUGGUUGAAAAAGUGGCGCGAGCUUUGUGUACCAAUCAAAGUAAAAACCACAAAAGCGCGGGAAUACGCCGCUAGCGACUAAGGCGAGAUGGUUAAGCUUUGAAUCUAAUUGUUUGGAAAAGUGGCGCGAGUUUUGUGUACCAAUCCAAGUAAAAACCUCAAAAUCGCCAAAAGCGCGGGAACACGCAACGAGUGACCAAGGCGAGAUGGUUUAGCCUUGAAUUUAAUUGGUUGAAAAAGUGGCGCGAGUUUUGUGUGCCAAUCACUCGAUUACAAAUGGUUUCAUCCUGCAAUUAAAUAGUGAGAAUGUACAACUUAUAGACCAGGAGGAAUUGUCUUGAAGUCAUGUUUAUCUGAGUUUUAAACGAAUGUAUAACAGCUUCAUGUAGAAAGUAAAGAAUCAAUUUAACCUUACGGUAUUAUAUUUUUCCCUUGAUGCUUGCAGUUAUAAACGUCUGUACAAGUCCAGGAGAUAUAGAACAUGGCAGGGUCACGUUUGAAAACACUAAAGCCGAUCGCACAACCUCUCCUAUUGGGACAGUUGCCAGGUUCAACUGCAACGUUGGGUUCAAACUAGUUGGUAAUAGUACACGGCAGUGUCAACCGGAUGGCCACUGGAGUGGACAGCGUAACCCAAUCUGUCAAAGUAAGCUGAGGAAAUGAUAGAAACCCAAGGCAAACCUUAACGGCGACGGGCUACGAGAACGUGGCAAAACAAAAGAUCUACUGGGCAAAACAAUAGUUCAGCAUGUGCUUUUUAAACCUCUGUGCGUUUCUUGCGUGUCCUUUGCAAAAUAAGAACGUGAAAUCGCCAAAAUUUACGUGUUGUGGGAACGAAACCCGAAGGCGAAUUAAGUUCAGUUUCUAUUUGGAACUCACUGCUGCUCACAUACGUUGUGUUGAAGUUGAGGUGUGGCGCGGCAAGAGUCUUUAAACACAUCCAGCCAUUCGUGAAAUUCAAUCUAAAAACAUAAGUUAAUUUUUCAAUCAACUUCUUCCCGGCGCUGCCGUCCUGACUGCCCAAUGUCCCUUAUACUUAGAGCCAAUGACGGUAGGAGACCUGAAAGUGCUUACAUGAGGUUUAGUUAAGACCUGAUAGUUUAAGCCUAAAAUUACUAAAGAGAAUCACCUAGAAGUUAAGCCAAUUUAAGGGCGUCGUAAAACCAAAGCCAUGGUUAACUAGCAGUUUAAUUAGGACCCUGUGUAUGUGAGAAGCAAUGUGACAUCAGCUCUGGAAAAUGAAACUUGAAUUAACGCACAGCCAGUUCAGCUCUUUUGAUUACUAAUGUGAUUACUUUCAGAAUCUAUGCUGAAAUGCGAGCAAAAGAAUCUUAUCGACGGUGAAUAUCAACCCAAAAAAGCGAACUAUUUCCUUCAUGAUAAAAUAACACCGCAUUGCAAACCUGGCUACUAUCUAUGGGGGCCGCCGAGUUUGACCUGCUGGGAGUACGACGCUGACGUAGCUGAUUGGUAUUAUCCAGGCUGUGAAAAAGGUGUACAUACGGAGUUAUUUAAUUGUAACGAGACCCCGGAGCCAGAGUGUGUAACUUCAACAGAAUUCGAUAAGAAGUGCGAAAACGUGGGCGGCCGUGCAACGCUUACACCGAAGAAAGGCAGGGAUUCUGUGAUCUGUGAGAAGUCACCAGAGGAGCCUGGUAAGUUACAUUUUUUUUGUGUAGUACAUCUGCGUACUACUUAUGGGAGUGCGCUCUUGGUUACAAGACAAGGCCUCUCUCAACUCAGGAGUACUAAUAGUUACUAUAAUAUAGGAAAGGAAACCGCCUGGUGGAAAAGAAGCUGCAAUUGAGAAGUCGAAAGUAGAACUGCCUCGAAACCCACUCUUAUUUUAUGGUUUGUUUUUUCUCUUUGUUUUUUAUCCAUUUGUUUGUUUAUAUGACUUUUGCUUCUCUCGAAGAUGUGUCCGACGAUCCUCAAAAGCCAAAUAGGGAACUGGAUAAGAUGACAAUUGUGAUCGCAAGUACAGGCUCAACCUUGGGUGCUUUGGUAGUUUUAUUAGCAGCCCUAUAUUGCUUUCGGCAACGAAUCCGUCGAUUGCGGCGCCCUUCGUACAGGAGCCGACGAUACAGCGACGAUGAUAGGAUUGCGUUCAUUGCGUACGCAGGAGACGUUCAUUUUAUUUUGCCAUCGUAUGAUGAGGCUAUGAGUCAAGUGGAGCGCUCCCCGCCUCCGUUUGAAUCAGUUGUAGGAGGCGCUCAAGGAAGUGCCAAUCGAUCUACAACAGACAGUAAUGGUAAUCAGAGUACCAACCAGUCUGGUAAUACAGGGUUAAAUCAUACGGCUACAAGUACAAACCCCGCAACCGAAGACGGUGACUUAAGAACUUCUCACGAAUUAGCACAAGGACAGUCGAUCCGUGUCGUUAGUAGUCCAUUAGCGGACAACGUGCGUGAUACGAUUUGUAGUUCAACAACACAAAACGUCGAUCACGCAUCCAGUAGCGAAAGCACAAGAAGAAUUGGGUCCUCCGAUGAACGUGCUUGUGUUAACGCUUCCGGUGAAGAGCCGUCGCCGAAUCGUCCAUCCGAAGAUAUUCCGAGCUGCUCCUCGGAAGAAGAUCUCACAUCCAAUCAAACGCAGCCGUUGCUCCCGAACAGCCGGAGUGGCGUUAGGGCGUAAUGAAUAUCUGGGAUUUGAUGUAACGGAACUUAAAUGUAUUGAAGGCUUGUAUUCAGUGUCGGCUGCCGUUAAAUUGUCGGUUCCAACAAAUGAUCAGUAGAUAGAAAGAGAAAGGGAAAAAGAGAGAAAAAAUAGGAUCAAAUGCCAAACCUUCGUGGCAGGGUUCAUCUGUUUGGAGCAACAGCGUUAAAAUUAUGGGAACUCUAGGGCAAUUUCUGCUCUUGAAAUAGGACGUGAUGCUUGAUUUUUGUUUGUUUGAUUGUUUAUUUUUGCAAUUUCUCAUCUUUAUUUUUAUAUUCAUUGUUAUUUCUAUUCACUGUAUUUCUUCCUUAGAAGUGCAGGGAAUUGAAAUGAACGCCGUUUUAACCAAAGGAAAGAGACAGGCCCCAACACGUUCUAUUUCCCUGUCUCUUCUCUUUCUCUCUCGUUAUGUCCCCUAACUUUUGAUUGGUGCAGCCACCCCUGAAUACAAUAUUAAUAAAGGAAAGCUAAAUUACAUAAUUACUAUCUCAUAAAAUAAGUUAUUUUUUCAAUGAAACGAUUACUGUUUUGCCUCAACUUAUAUUUUGAGUCCUCAACGUAUGUAGCUACAUGUAUAUUUUGGACAGAUAUUUUGUGUCCAUGUCUUGUGAUUGUUUUCUUUUGCCUGUAAAGCAAACUUAGGGAAUCAUUCAACUAACUUUUACCAAAUAUCGAUCGUUCUCACGCCAUAUUUUCAAGUAUAUUAAUAGGAAUAACUGGUUAGGAAAGCCGGCUAACAUUGAAGGCGAUAAAAAGAUCCAGUGAACCAUUUUUCAUUUUUUUUUUUUUUUCUUUUCUGAAUGAAUUUAUUUAAGUGUGUUUUCCUUUUAGCUUAACACAAUUGAUAUAUUCGAAUGCGUCGGGCUCAGUCAUGUGCAAGAAACCAAGCAAAAACAUACAGCAAAGAAAUUUUGGACUCGUUUUGAGGGUUUCCUAAGCAGUUACUUCUGUUCAUUAUGGUUCAAACGAAGAACAAAUAGUUUCCAAUCAUCGCCACCGUGAACUUAAGCAAACAAUUUAUUUGCUACCUUUCAAUGUCUGAACAUUUUCGUAAAGUGAGUAAUCUAACAGCAGUAAUGUAAAUAGUCCAUUCUCCAUUGAUUUUGGAAGAUGUUAUCAGCAGUAGGUUGGUUGAAAAUUUAUAUUUGUUGAUGUAACAUCCUAAAUUGUAUCGGUAGUUUAGUUUACAGGCCUUAUUGCAUGAAGGUCUAUUUUCGGUUGUAAAACCCUAAACAUUUUCAACACUUAUUCUCAAUAAAAGACCCAGAGCUAGAAAGAUUCUCAAGGACCUUUCUAAAAAUGUCACUGGAAUGAUAACCAAUUAAUAUUAAAUUAUUCAGGAUGUGUUGAGCGCCUUGACAAAAUUCAUGUUACCCACUCGUUUUACUUGCCAAGGAAAUAUAAUUAUGGAUCAGCUGAUAUCUAAAUAAAACUUUCCAGACUGUCAUUUGUCAGCUAAGUCGAGCCGCAUUUACAAAAAAAGUUGCUCGUAUUACCAAUUUGAUCUUUAAUAGUUGCUAUUCAACCUUGCC
This is a messenger RNA of Pocillopora meandrina, 11515 nucleotides long. The record is from the annotation of a GenBank genome assembly. NCBI's taxonomy places the organism in Eukaryota, Metazoa, Cnidaria, Anthozoa, Scleractinia, Pocilloporidae.